This is a messenger RNA of Mugil cephalus (flathead mullet), 1841 nucleotides long. RefSeq names its product C-X-C chemokine receptor type 4-like. The coding region runs from base 99 to 1271 and encodes 390 amino acids. The record is from RefSeq and is a predicted model, not a curated record. Gene Ontology annotation, molecular function: chemokine receptor activity. Gene Ontology annotation, biological process: G protein-coupled receptor signaling pathway; brain development; immune response. The transcript is spliced from 2 exons. Gene Ontology annotation, cellular component: membrane. Lineage: Eukaryota; Metazoa; Chordata; Actinopteri; Mugiliformes; Mugilidae.
UCCUCCCCCGCGGGGGAGGGCGGAGUUAGCUCAGUUAUUUAUGGGGUUGUUGGCCCCUUCAGUCAAACAACUGAUCACCCGACUUCACGCGCGACUCCAUGCUCACCGGUGCCAACGUGACUCUUAUCAACGAGCAACGGUUAAACAUGUCGGUGACAGACUAUGCGUACGACCUUUUUGACAACAGUAGUGACAUCCCAGAGGGGUCCGGAGAGUUGGACCUGGAAUACCUGGAGCCAUGCGGCAGGUCUCUCAGCAGCGACUUCAGCAAGAUCUUCAUGCCCACAGUUUACGGAAUAAUAUUCGUUCUGGGGAUAAUUGGCAAUGGAUUAGUUGUUGUUGUCAUGGGCUACCAGAAGAAGGUCAAAACGAUGACGGACAAGUACCGGCUCCACCUCUCCGUGGCUGACCUCCUGUUUGUCAUCACGCUGCCCUUCUGGGCUGUGGACGCAGCGAAAAGCUGGUACUUUGGAAGUUUCCUCUGCGUGUCUGUGCACAUGAUCUACACGGUCAACCUGUACAGCAGCGUGCUGAUCCUGGCAUUCAUCAGUCUAGACAGGUACCUGGCAGUCGUGCGAGCCACGAACAGUCAAGCCACGAGGAAGCUGCUUGCGAGCAGAGUGAUCUAUGUGGGUGUGUGGCUGCCUGCGGCCAUACUGACGGUACCCGACCUGGUGUUCGCCAGGGUGCAGAACAUCGGCUCCUCCGUCCUCACGAAUGGGAGCAUGGAGACCGCAGUCUUCAAGACGAUCUGCCAGCGCUCUUACCCGGCAGAAACCUAUCUCGCGUGGACAGUUGUGUUCCGCUUCCAGCACAUCCUUGUGGGCUUCAUCCUGCCGGGCCUGGUCAUUCUCAUCUGCUACUGCAUCAUCAUCGCCAAGCUGUCUCAGGGCGCCAAGGGCCAGACGCUGAAGAAGAAAGCCCUGAAGACCACAGUCAUCCUCAUCCUGUGUUUUUUCUGCUGCUGGCUGCCCUACUGUGUGGGCAUCUUUUUGGACACCCUCAUGAUGCUGAACGUGAUCUCCCCAUCUUGUGGGCUGCAGCAGUCCGUGGAGAAGUGGAUUUCAAUCACCGAGGCUCUGGCCUACUUUCACUGCUGCCUGAACCCCAUCCUAUACGCUUUCCUGGGAGUAAAGUUUAAGAAAUCUGCCAGGAGCGCGCUGACAGCCAGCAGCAGAUCAAGUCAGAAAGCGUCUCUCAUGACAAAGAAGCGAGGCCCAAUUUCAUCCGUGUCAACCGAAUCCGAGUCUUCAAGUGUUUUGUCAAGUUAACCGACGGUCCGCCUCAGAGUCAGUGACUGGACACUCUCACGGGAGAAAAAAAGCUUUAAUUUCAAAGAACUUACUACAUUUUGUACAUAUGUACAAAGAAGAGUUUUUAUACUUUUUCACUUGUUUGACUUGAUAACGUGUGUUUCGUGAGGACUUCUGUUGCAGUUAUUGACAGAUUUUUGUUGUGUUUUAUUUUCUUGUCGGUUUUUGUUUGCUCCUCAAAGCAGAUUGUCAUUCUCAGGCUGUGCACCAUUUCCAUUCAUUCGGCUUUACAGCCCCAGUCUCUUUCUCCACGUUUUCAUCGUAGCGGUCUGCAAUGGUUUGUCAAGACCCAGGAACGCAAUGUCCUUGUCUGUUUUCAGGAACGGUAGCUGCUUUUGUAAACCUGUACAUAGUUUGUAGCAUUUUGUGUGUUCGCACUUACGUCGUGUGAUUAUCUGAAAGCUGUUAUUUAUUGCCUGUCAUAACCACUGGAAGUUUGUAAACUAAAGAAGACUGCAAGCUGCUUUUUUAAUUCGAUUUUGUAUUUCAUUUGUAAUGUAAAAAUAAAAAGAAUCAAUGGUUCUCAUA